Molecule: messenger RNA, 1629 nt
Organism: Sabethes cyaneus
Lineage: Eukaryota; Metazoa; Arthropoda; Insecta; Diptera; Culicidae
Exons: 2
Coding region: 1-1629 (542 amino acids)
Molecular function (GO): nucleic acid binding
Source: RefSeq, a predicted model, not a curated record
AUGAUCCAGGAAACUACCGAAUCCUGUCAUUGGAACCAUGUUCUAGGAGCCUCCAAUCCAGCUGAUCCUCUUUCCCGUGGAGUCAAUCCGGUCGACAUCGAACAACAUUCGCUUUGGUGGAAUGGUCCGGACUGGCUAUCCCUGCCACCAUCUCAGUGGCCCGUGAGCGAGUUGCCAUCGCUCGACCCUUGCUGGAUGUCAGAAGCCAAAACCAAAGUAGCUAUGAUCGCUACUGUCGACUCGACGUUCUCCGAUCCACUAUCCAGCCGAUUUUCCAGCUUUAACAAGCUUCGUCGAUGUAUUGCAUAUUGGAUGCGAUAUUUUCGUGCUUUGAAAGCAGCCUCCAAGAAGACCACCAUCGUACCAUUUGAAUAUUUGACCACUGCUGACUUCCGUGAAGCAGAUACCGCCCUUUACCGACUAGCCCAGCGUGAAUCGUUUCCAAAGGAAAUUUCCAAUCUUCUCUCCGGCGAUAGAGUUGCAACGUCAUCGCCAUUGAAAUGGUUGAAACCGAAGAUCAGCGUAGAAGGCAUCAUCCGAGUCGGUGGGAGACUCGGCAACGAUGCUGUUUCCGAAGAUGCCAAAUUUCCAAUUCUUUCGUCAAAACAUCCGCUAGCGAUUCUGCUGGUCAAGUACUACCAUCAUACCCUGCUGCAUGCUGGUCCCCAACGGAUGCUUGCCACAAUUGGCCAGAAGUUCUGGAUCAUUGGUGGUCGAAACCUAGUUCGUCGCAUAUACCACCAGUGCCACACGUGCUUCCGCAGCAAACCCGCAUUGGUGCAGCAGAGUAUCGCCGAUAUACCAACAUCAAGAGUUAUACCAACAAGACCAUUCGCCGGAUGCGGGAUAGACUUUUGUGGUCCCGUGUAUGUUAAGUCUUCGAUACGCAACCGAGCCCCAACAAAGGCAUACAUUUCCGACCUAUCUACGGCGGCUUUCUUAGCCGCACUCCGCCGUUUCGUCGCCCGACGUGGAUGGAUGAGUGAAAUCCACAGCGACAACGGUACUGCCUUUAAAGGUGCAGCAAACGAGCUGCACAGAAUCUACGAGAUGCUGAAAUCCAACGAAACGGAUCGGAAACAAAUCCGCGACUGGUGCGCGGAACAUGAAAUUGUUUGGCGUUUCAUCCCUCCACGAGCACCGCACUUUGGCGGGCUGUGGGAAGCCGCCGUUAAAUCAGCCAAGAACCACUUAUUACGCGAAAUUGGCACAGUCAACGUAACCUAUGAGGACAUGGUCACCCUAUUAGCCCAAAAGCGAUUCCAGCGAAUCUGGUCCAGGUGGGCACCAGAAUAUCUCCAGCAACUACAGUCGGGAGCGACCAAGUCCAGCCCUCCCGUCACAAUCACACCUGGCGCUGUUGUGGUGAUAAAGGACGAUAACCUGCCACCAAUCCAGUGGCCGCUCGGAAGGAUCACCAAGGUGCAGCCGGGCAAGGACAGCGUGGUACGCGUCGUCACCCUGAGAACUGCAACCACCGAAGCUGUCGUCCGACCGGUUGCAAAGAUUGCGCUGCUGCCGAUGCAGGAGCAUCUAGAAUCCGUAGAUGACCAGGUAGAGUACGCCAAAAUUGCUCGAGGCCUUCGUGGGAAUCAAGCAGGUAAUUGCGGUUCCAAUACCUUACAGUAA